CUGCACUCUCUAACAAAAAAUAGAGUGUUGUUGUCGAACUCUUGCUCCAAUGGUGCUAACGAAAGGUCUUGAUAAUGGGAGCAGAAAGCGCAAACGACAGCCUUCAAGACAGCCUUCAAGAAAGCUUGGAGUGGAUACAAAAGUGGAGGUGCGGAGUAUGGACAACGGGUUUGAAGGAUCGUGGCACCCUGGGACAGUUAUCAUGUGUGAGGAUUUGCAACGGCGUGUCAGAUAUAACAAUAUUUUGGAUAACAAGGGGGUGUAUAAUCUUGAGGAGGUGGUGAUUGUUUCAAAAGCUUUGGACGGUGAUAAUGAAUGUGCAGACAUCUAUGCACGCGGGUUCAUUAGGCCACUGCCUCCUUUGGUUGAGUUUGAUAUGGGGGACCUUGUAUAUGGUUUAUGUGUUGAUGUGAACCAUGAGGAAGCUUGGUGGGAAGGAGUUAUAUUUGACUACUGUGAUGGAAUGGACAAGAGGAGUGUGUUUUUCCCUGAUUUGGGUGAUGAAAUACCGGUUGAAAUUCAUCAGUUGCGGAUUACCCAGGACUGGGAUGAAAUUACCGAGGAAUGGACCCGACGAGGGAACUGGGUGUUUCUUGAUCUGUUGGAGGAGCAGAAGAGGAACUUGUUUAUCACAGUUUCGACCAAGCAGAUUUGGUAUGAUAUACGCAUUAGAAAGGAAUUUGAGACGAUUAGAGAGUGGACAUGUAAUUUGAAGUACUUGUGGACCGAGUUGAUAAAGGAGAUAAUUAAUCACUACUUAUCUCUAACGUUAAAGGAAAUUAUCUCUGUCCUAAGCCUUCCUCGGAGUCUUUUAAAUGAAACACCAGAUCAUGAAUUUGCUGAAGCUAUGCCUAAUGUUGACUUAAGCAUGAUCUGGCAUAAUAAGCAAACUGUUGUGCAGAAAGGAACUGUCCCUCGUAUUCAAGGGACCUUAUCUGACGUUCAAAAUGAAAUUAGACCCUGUGGUGAUAGUCCUUUGGAUGAAAGCGGAGAAGAUAGAUCCUCAAGUCAUUUAAUGUCCUCUUUUUGGAGUCCUGUGAAGUUGUCUGGGGUUGAAUUAUGCCCUGAUGCUGUUAGGGAAUAUCCACUUGCUUCCAAACGUGAAGCCAGGGCAUUUUGGAUGGACAAAUUACAAAAGCAUCUUGUAUGUCUUGGAUGGAAAAUUGAAUGGUCAAAUAGAUUAAAUAUUAAACGUUACAAGUAUAUUCCCCCUUAUACGAAGGGCCCAAAGCGUUACCUUUCACUCAUUGAAGUUUGUAAAGCUAUGAAACAGGACCCCAACAUGAACUCCUUGCCUCUCCAAAAUGAUCAGACCAUAACGCAUCCUACAGUUGAUUUCCAUCUUUCAGAUGUGCCUUCUAUUCCAGCUGAAAAUAUUCAGUCUAUAACGGAUCUCCAAAAUGAUCACACUAGAAUGCAUCCUACAGUUGAUUGUCCUCUUUCAGAUGUGCCUUCUAUUCCAGCUGAAAAUAUUCAGUCUGUAACGCAUCUUCAAAAUGAUCACACUAUAAUGCAUCCUACAGUUGAUUGUCAUCUUUCAGAUGUGCCUUCUACUCCAGCUGAAAAUAUUCAGUCUAUAACGCAUCUCCAAAAUGAUCACACUAUGAUGCAUCCUACAGUUGAUUGUCAUCUUUCAGAUGUGCCAUCUAUUCCAGCUGAAAAUGUUCAGUCUAUAAUGCAUCUCCAAAAUGAUCACACUAUAAUGCAUCCUACAGAUGAUUGUCAUCUUUCAGAUGAGCCUUCUAUUCCAGCUGAAAAUAUUCAGUCUAUAACGCAUCUCCAAAAUGAUCACACUAUAAUGCAUCCUACAGUUGAUUGUCAUCUUUCAGAUGUGCCUUCCGUUCCAGCUGAAAAUAUUCAGUCUAUAACGCAUCUCCAAAAUGAUCACACUAUAAUUCAUCCUACAGUUGAUUGUCACCUUUCUGAUGUGCCUUCUAAUCCAGCUGAAAAUAUUCAGAAUCUAGAUAUCAUUCCUCCAGCUGAAAAUAUUCAGAAUCUAGACAUCUUUCCUCCUGUUGAAAAUAUUCAGAAUCUAGAUAUUUUUCCUCCUGCUGAAAAUAUUCAGAAUCUAGAUAUCUUUCCUCCUGCUGAAAAUAUUCAGAAUCUAGAUAUCUUUCCUCCUGCUGUGCCAUCUUCUCCAGUUGAAGAUGAAGUUGAAGAAGUACCUGAGUAUUGUCCUCGGGCUGUUGUGCAGUAUUAUCGCAUGUAUAUAUACAAGAAGAGCCGGGCUGAUAAAAAAAAGUGGAUACUAAAGGCAAAGAAGCAUCUGUUAUCAGAGGGAUGGGUUUUAGACCAUCCACCUCCAUUUAAUAAGAAAAGGGGAAUAAUAUACAUGUCUCCACAAAAUCGGAAAUUCCCAACACUCCAUGCAGCAUGCAAAUUUUGCAUUGAAGAGACUAUUCCUAAUUGGAACCUUGAAUGGCAGGAGAUUGAUGAAGGUGCUUCUGGUAUUAAACCAACUACAAAUCAAAAGAAGAAAAACAAGAGGGAUUUGAAGGCCAACACACCCAAGGGCCAAAGCAAUGGACCUCGACAGGUGCUAAGAUCAAAUAAGAGGGUGCAAAAGGUGUCUGUCUCUACUCAUUUACAUCAUAAGCCUCUAAACAUUCCGUCUUAUUUGAUAGACAGCAACAUCAUCUUACCAAGGUCUAAGGUUUACUAUAAGGCAAAAGGCACGAACCGUGCAGUCCGAACUUUGGCUGAGGGGAAAAUAACUCAUGAUGGAAUCAAGUGUAACUGUUGUCUUACAAUAUACAGUUUUGUUGGAUUUGAAAAACAUGCUACUGGCAGUAGUACCUGCAGACCCUCUGCUAAUAUCUUUUUGGAUGAUGGGAAGUCACUCUUGGACUGCCAGAUACAAAUGAUGCAAGGUCAAAAGAAUAGUGUAGCCAGUGGAAAAGCAUUAAGUGAUCUGUCUCUAGCUGAUAAUGACUACAUUUGUUCAGUUUGUCGCUAUGGUGGUGAACUUAUUUUAUGUGAUAAAUGUCCAUCCUCAUUCCAUAAGACGUGUCUUGGUUUGGAGGAUGUCCCUGAAGGUGACUGGUUUUGUCCAUCAUGUCGUUGCGGGAUUUGUGGCCAAAGGAAAAUUGAUGGAGAUGAGGUUGAACACUUCCUUUCUUGCAUACAAUGUGAACAUAAAUAUCAUGUUAGGUGCCUGAAAAAUGGAGCUGCAAAUACAUCAAGAUAUAAUGGAAACUGGUUCUGUGGAAAAGACUGUGAAAAGAUAUACGAGGGCCUUCAUAAGUUAUUAGGAGAGCCAACUCCAGUGGCUAGCAAUCUAACUUGGACUUUGGUGAAGUUUAUCAACCCUGACAGUUGUGAUCUUGGUAAUGUUGAACGUGACUUAGUGGCAGAAAGUUACUGCAAACUCAGUCUUGCUCUUUCGUUGAUGCAUGAAUGUUUUGAGCCCCUAAAAGAACCCUUGACUUCCAGAGAUCUCGUGGAAGAUGCUCUAUUCAGCAGAAGGUCAGAGCUUAACCGAAUAAAUUUCCAGGGUUUCUACACUGUGCUACUUGAGAGAAAUGAAGAACUGGUUAGUGUGGCAACUGUUAGGGUCCAUGGGAAGAAGGUAGCUGAAAUACCUCUUGUUGGUACCAGAUUACAAUAUCGUCGACAUGGAAUGUGUCGCAUUUUAGUAAAUGAGCUUGAAAAGAAGCUCAUGAAAUUAGAUGUGGAGAGGCUGGUUUUGCCGGCUGUUCCUAGUGUGCUAGAGACAUGGACCGGCUCUUUUGGCUUUGCAAAGAUGACUGAUUAUGAGAGAUCUCAGUUUCUGGACUAUACUUUCCUAGAUUUUGAGGGUACCAUUAUGUGCCAAAAGUUGUUGAUGAACAUUGCAUCUUCAGAUUCAGUUCCGUUAAUAGAGUCUGAACGUUGCUGUUUUAACCCCAGUAAGUCUGGUCCUGUAUGUGAAGUGCACCCAGUAGAAGCUAUUGACGAAAAUGCUUGUGCUGGCAAUAAUGAUCACCAUGAUUUAAGAGCUAUUGACCCAUUUAGAAUGGUGAAGGAACCGGAUCAACAGUGUCAGAAAGGAACAACCAGUAGUGUGUGCUCUUUUGAUGAACUAGUUGAAAGGAAUGAUGAUGAUCUGUAUAAGUUUGUCUACACACGAAAGAAAAUGAGAAAAUCAUACCAAGGGAUUUAGCAUGCCAUCAUGGCUGUCCACAUAAUGUCAUAAAUAGUAGACUUUUGUACAGAGUAGAAAUAGCCUUGUACAAAACUCUACUUUUGCUCUGCAUUCAUGGUAUUACAACCUUAUCACUGUGCUAUUUUGCUGUCAUCUGAGUUUGUGAAAUAGAAACGGUAAA
Molecule: messenger RNA, 4304 nt
Organism: Vigna radiata var. radiata (mung bean)
Lineage: Eukaryota; Viridiplantae; Streptophyta; Magnoliopsida; Fabales; Fabaceae
Exons: 11
Coding region: 50-4141 (1363 amino acids)
Biological process (GO): negative regulation of DNA-templated transcription
Molecular function (GO): acyltransferase activity, transferring groups other than amino-acyl groups; transcription corepressor activity
Source: RefSeq, a predicted model, not a curated record